Messenger RNA from Adineta steineri, 234 nucleotides. The record is from the annotation of a GenBank genome assembly. Lineage: Eukaryota; Metazoa; Rotifera; Eurotatoria; Adinetida; Adinetidae.
AUGCGUUGGUAUGAACAAAAAGAAGAAGGCGAAAUUCUUGUUGGUGGAAAUGGUAAAGGAAAUCAAUUGAAUUGUCCCAUGGGUUUAUCAUUUGAUGAUGAAGGAACUUUUUAUGUUGCUGAUUAUUAUAAUCAUCGAAUUGAAAAAUUUGAAAUAAUUAAUAUUGAAUUUGUCGUUAUUAAUGAUGAACAACAACCAACUCAAUUAUUUAUUAUUAUGAUUCAAGGUGGUUGA